Fibroporia radiculosa is the source of this 630-nucleotide messenger RNA. RefSeq lists its product as uncharacterized. Gene Ontology annotation, cellular component: clathrin vesicle coat; membrane. The coding region runs from base 1 to 630 and encodes 209 amino acids. Gene Ontology annotation, biological process: endocytosis. The record is from RefSeq and is a predicted model, not a curated record. The transcript has 6 exons. NCBI's taxonomy places the organism in Eukaryota, Fungi, Basidiomycota, Agaricomycetes, Polyporales, Fibroporiaceae.
AUGGACGAAUUUCGCGAAGAUGACAUUGAAAGCAUUCUCUACAUUGGCAGAGAAGUCUCAGUGUACAAGAUCCCACCGCUCAAGAAGAAUGAGGGCCACCGCGCACAAGAAUGGGGAGAUUUAGCGAGUCCUAUUUGGAAGGGUCGUCUGCGUAUCAUCGAGCGAUCUGCUGGAGUAUUCAUCCAAUUUGAGGAUCCCACCACCGGUGAAUUGUUCGCAAAGGCCGACUAUGAUCCCGCUAAGCCCUGCGUGGAGGCCGUACUCGAUUCAUCGCGAUACUUUGUCGUUCGUGUGGAAGAUAAUGGCCGAAGAGCCUAUAUUGGAAUGGGCUUCAUCGAGCGUACUGAUAGUUUUGACUUUAACGUCACGUUGCAGGAUUAUACCAAACGCUGGCGCGCCCGCAUGAAUCCUGCGGAAGCCGCAACCGACUCGCCCUCCCCUCAUGUUCCGUCUGGCCCAAAGAAAGAUUAUUCCCUCAAGGAUGGUCAGACUUUCUCCAUUAACAUUCCAGGACGAACAAAAGCACGCAUCACGCCGAGUGUGAACUUACUAGGAAGCAGUACAAGCUCAUCCUCAGGCGGUCUGGGAGUUCCGCUUCUUCCUCCUCCCCCGAGCGCACUAAGGAAGUAA